UGUCAUUAUCAGAGCGAACCUGACCCGAGCAGAAAGAUCUUGGGUCGCGUUAGCCGUUCAUUCAAGUUUUCGUAAUUUUCGCUGACGAGAGAUUUUCGUUGGAAAAUUUUUUAUAUUAUAUUCCCUUGAAACUCAAUUAUUAUUUAGAUUGGAUUGUAUAACUUUGUAAAUAAAUUGAGAUAAGAAAAAGUUGCACCGCAUAUAAAAGGCUUACUUUAAAUACGUAUUUAUAACAGAUGUUUUAGACAUAACCUAUAGGAUUAAAUUUUUUCUGAAUUAAACGAGACAAUACGGAUUUUCUAUCACGGAUUUUUCACGGUCGAUAGAACGCGUAAUAAAAUGCCAGCUCCGAAGAAUUCUCUCAGCGUCGCCGUAAUAUGCUCCAGUAAUAUGAACAGGAGCAUGGAGGCGCACGCUUUCUUGAGCAAAAAGGGAUUUAACGUGAAGUCAUUUGGAACUGGAGAUAAAGUCAAACUGCCUGGAACCGCACCAGAUCGUCCUAAUAUCUAUGACUUUGGGACUUCUUACGAGGAAAUCUACAAUGAUCUAUUAAUGAAAGACAAACAAUAUUAUACACAGAAUGGUUUAUUACACAUGUUAGACCGGAAUCGUCGGAUAAAACCCAGACCGGAACGGUUUCAAUUGUCCAGGGACAAGUUCGACAUUUUAAUUUCUUGCGAGGAGCGAGUGUACGAUCAAGUGAUCGAAUGUAUGGAUUCCAGAACAAAGGAGGAUAAUCAACCAGUCCACUUGAUCAAUAUUGACAUUCAGGACAAUCACGAAGAGGCCACAGUAGGAUCGUUUCUUAUAUGCGAAUUAGUGACAGUGUUGGCGAAUAGCGAAGACUUAGACAAUGACAUAGAUGAAUUACUCCACGAAUUCGAGUCGAAGUUCGCGAGAACGUUAUUGCACACCGUGCUGUUUUACUGAAAACUUUAUUAACGACGUGAAAAAUGGACCGGGAAAUCUAUUCACCAAGCCUCAAGUUUAUAAGGGAAAUUUAAAAAUUAAUUAUGUAUAACUUAUAAAUAUAUGUACACACCGCAUAUGUGUAUUUGUCCACCGAGUCGUCGCGUGGAUUCUAACUCAGGCGGGAAAUUUCGCUUGUGCUUCCUAACAAACAGUUAACUCGUGCGGAAUUUAAUCUUAGACUUUAAUCUCUCCGCGAUCAAACGAAGUCUGAAAGUAAAGUGUCAAAUCAUGUGUCGUUAAAACUUUUAGACGAAAGAAAGGAAAAAGAACAUGCAAAGAAUAUAUGAAAUAUAAAAUAUUUUAAUUUUAACGUAAUAUAUACA
Messenger RNA from Pseudomyrmex gracilis, 1295 nucleotides. It is a transcript of the gene Ssu72, whose product is annotated as RNA polymerase II subunit A C-terminal domain phosphatase SSU72. Lineage: Eukaryota; Metazoa; Arthropoda; Insecta; Hymenoptera; Formicidae. The record is from RefSeq and is a predicted model, not a curated record. Gene Ontology annotation, biological process: termination of RNA polymerase II transcription. Gene Ontology annotation, cellular component: nucleus; mRNA cleavage and polyadenylation specificity factor complex. The transcript has 4 exons. Bases 340 to 930 code for a protein of 196 amino acids. Gene Ontology annotation, molecular function: RNA polymerase II CTD heptapeptide repeat phosphatase activity.